AUGGCCUCCACCUCCGCCUCCCCGCAGCCCCCCGCUUCCCCGUCCCACCCAAACCCUAACCCUAGCCCCGACGCAGAUCUCCGAUCAGAUCGCCCCAUGCCCGACGCCGACGCCUCUCCUGCUUCCCCGGAGAAGCGGGCUGAGGAGGAGCAGGAGGAGGAAGAGGAGGCGCCGGGAAAGGCGGCGAAGCGGGCGGCGCCGGCGGCGGAGGAGGAGCAGCCGACCCCGCGGAAGACGCGCCUCCCGCGCGCGUGCAACAACAAGCCCAAACCCGCGCCCCCGCCGCCGCCGCCCGAGCGCCCGCGCCGCCGCGCCGCGGCGGCGGCGGCGGCGGCGGGCGGCGCGGACGAGACGCCGCAAUGCCGCGUGGUCACGCCGCUCGUGUCGGAGCCCGAGGCGCCCGCGGAGCUGCCCCGCUGGCAGCUCCGCUGCAUGUGGGAGCUCGGCGCCGUCCUCAACUUCCUCCACGUGUUCCGGCCUCUGCUGAACAUCACUGCGGAGUUCACGGCGGAGGAACUCGAGGCGGCGCUUAUCACUCCCAACGAGAUUCUAGACGAUGUGCAUAUGCCGCUGCUAAAGUCAAUUCCUCCUGUAACUCGCAUGGCUAUGGGACGUGGAACCUGGGUGACCGUCCUAUGCAGAAAGCUGAAGGAUUGGUGGCAUUGGGUUGCAGAAGGUGAUCUGCCAAUAAUUGCAUCUCAUGGAGUUGAAAUUGAAACGUACAAGACACUAGAACCAGCUAUCCGUUUAGUGAUCUUGAAAGCGAUAUGUGAUAUCCGCGUUGAGCAAGAGGAUAUUCGGAACUUCAUUGACAGUUCCCUUAAGCAUGGACAUGACCUUUCUACUUUUCGUAAAGAACGGAUCGGAGGGGAUUCCCUUGGAAUCUCAUACUGGUAUGAAGAUGAUGAGAUUCUCGGCCAUAGAUUAUAUCGUGAAAUUAGACGAGUAGAACAAGUCAAGAAGGAGCCAGGAAAGAGGUCCAGGGGAAAAGGAGGAUCUUCAGCUAUUUCAGUUGUGUCCUACCAGUGGGAAACUGUUGCGUCCACCUUUGAUGAGUUUGAUGAUGUUGCAGAAAAGCUCUUUUCAAGUCGGAACAGGACAGAGGUCUCACUUGGAAAGAAAUUGAAGAUUGAAUAUCUUCCAGAGAUAGAAAAGAUCCAUAAAAAGAAAGAGAGGUUGCUCAAAAAGCAACAGAGAGAAGCUCUCCUUCUUGAUAGCUACUUGACGUCAGACGGACUUACCACCGGCCGCUCUCUCCGUGAUAGAAAGCCUGUGACUUAUACAUUUGAUGACUAUGAUCGCUCAAUAAAUGAAGCCAUCAAAAUUACAAAGAAAAGAGAGGAGAGCUCGGCUGAGCCUGUUGCUCCUACUGCCAAUAGAAGGGUGCUUCCUCCAAGAUCGGAGGCACCAAGCAAUGGGAAGUUAAAUGGUCCCUCACCAACAACCAACGACUCAUAUGAUGGGAAUUCUUCAAAGUCGGAUGACUACCAAGACAGCGAUGGUGAACAAGAAAAUGAGGCACUUGAUCGCAGCAACCGGCGGAGGAAAAGAUCUCAGAGAUACACACAAGACUUUGUUGAGGCUGUCUCGGAUAUUGAUCCUAACUUCGACAGUGAUGAUGAUAUCAUGGGAGAGGCAGUGUAUGAUGAGGAAUACCUGAGAAGUCGCAAACAGCAUAAGGCAUCAAGUGCUUCUGAAGAGGAUGAAGAGUUCCGGUUGGAAGAAGAUGCUGAAGAUGAUGAUGAAGAGGAAUAUUCAUUGAGUAGCAGUGAAGAUUUAGAGGAGCCGCAACCGCAACGGCAUAAAAAAUUGGAAACUCGUGGCCGGCGAGGUACCAAGUUGAGAUCUGUUGAUGAAAUCCAAACAGGUCUCAGACGUAGCAAGCGUUCUUCUCGUCCUCGUAUUAACUAUCGCCAAUAUGAUUUUUCGGACUCGGAUACGGAGCCUGGAAAGGCAAGGAAAUCUGAUGCAUCAGAUCCUGAUGCUGGCUCCGAUGCUGAGAAUGAUAUGGAGCUCUCGACAUCGAGUCAAGAACAAGAGGAAGAAGAGGAUGAUAGUCCUGAUGAAGAAAAUGGUAAUAAUGUGAAUGAUAAAAUGGAGGAGGACCACACUGUGGCAGAAAAUAAAGUAGAACCAGAGGAGGAGCAGGAGCAGCCACAACAGCAGCCUGUAGAGAAGAUGGAUGCUCCCAGCAGAGAAAGUAAAAGUGUAGGAAGAACAUUCCUAGAUCUAAACGAGCUUGCACCUGGAGGUGGCUUUGAUGAUGGCCCAAGCUUGACAGUGAAAGAUGACAUGGACAACAUUUAG
This is a messenger RNA of Miscanthus lutarioriparius, 2307 nucleotides long. NCBI's taxonomy places the organism in Eukaryota, Viridiplantae, Streptophyta, Magnoliopsida, Poales, Poaceae. The record is from the annotation of a GenBank genome assembly.